Tinamus guttatus (white-throated tinamou) is the source of this 599-nucleotide messenger RNA. Lineage: Eukaryota; Metazoa; Chordata; Aves; Tinamiformes; Tinamidae. The record is from RefSeq and is a predicted model, not a curated record.
UCUUUCACUGUGAAAUCUUCUUCACAGCUGUACCAGCAAACAUCGCAGACCUGAGAAACAUAGAAGUGCUCAACUUCUUCAACAACCAGAUUGAGGAGCUGCCUACGCAGAUUAGCAGCCUUCAGAAGCUCAAACACCUUAAUCUUGGCAUGAACAGGUUAAAUACCUUACCAAGAGGAUUCGGAUCUUUACCAGCUCUGGAGGUUCUUGACUUGACUUACAACAACUUAAAUGAGAAUUCUCUACCUGGAAACUUCUUCUAUCUGACCACCCUGCGUGCACUCUAUCUAAGUGACAACGAUUUUGAAAUCCUGCCGCCAGAUAUUGGGAAGCUCACGAAGUUGCAGAUACUGAGUCUUAGAGACAAUGACUUGAUAUCACUGCCUAAAGAAAUUGGUGAGCUCACUCAGCUUAAGGAACUUCAUAUCCAGGGAAAUCGACUAACUGUGCUGCCCCCAGAACUGGGUAAUUUGGAUUUGACGGGACAAAAGCAAGUCUUCAAAGCAGAAAAUAAUCCUUGGGUUACCCCUAUUGCUGACCAGUUCCAGCUUGGAGUAUCUCAUGUUUUUGAAUAUAUUCGUUCAGAAACAUAUAAAUAG